AUGAAGCUUCAACUUUCUCUUCUUGGACUGGUUGUCCUGGCCUUUGCAAAGCCACAGGAUCCUCCAGUAUCCUCUGCACCAGCUGAGCCUCCCGCUGAACCACCAGCUGAACCUCCAGCUCCGGUUCCCGUCCCAAUUCCCUCUUCUAUGCCAACACCUCCAACAUCUCCAGUACCUGCUCCUCCAGCUGAUCCAGCUCCAGCCCCUCCACCUGCCGACCCAACUAGUGAACCUAUCCCAGACGGACCAAUCUGCGAGUGUGGAUAUACCUACUGUGCUGCAGUUCUCAAAGCAAUGGCAAAACCAUGGAAUGAUGGUCAACUGUCAACUGCGUACUGCGAGACCCCUAAUGCAGUUUGCAAAAACGAGUCCCCGGGUAGCAACAUCGAGAAUGCUCUGUUCAUUUGUCUCUGCGCCGAACCCGACCAAAAGGUUGGAAACCACAUUGAGCUUUUGUGCGGUUGUGAUGCGUGUCUCAAUGUUGGGCCGGACUUUAGAGGUCGUUGCAAGAGUCCUUGUAGAGCUGGUCGCGGAGCAAAGGGAGGUGGUGGUGGGAAAGGAGGUGAUAGAGUCAGAGGAAGCAAUCAGAUGAGAUUUUGGUAG
This is a messenger RNA of Fusarium poae, 603 nucleotides long. RefSeq lists its product as uncharacterized. The transcript has 2 exons. NCBI's taxonomy places the organism in Eukaryota, Fungi, Ascomycota, Sordariomycetes, Hypocreales, Nectriaceae. The record is from RefSeq and is a predicted model, not a curated record. Bases 1 to 603 code for a protein of 200 amino acids.